Molecule: messenger RNA, 7025 nt
Organism: Thamnophis elegans (Western terrestrial garter snake)
Lineage: Eukaryota; Metazoa; Chordata; Lepidosauria; Squamata; Natricidae
Gene: ESPL1
Product: extra spindle pole bodies like 1, separase
Exons: 31
Coding region: 99-6695 (2198 amino acids)
Biological process (GO): proteolysis; meiotic chromosome separation
Cellular component (GO): mitotic spindle; cytoplasm; nucleus
Molecular function (GO): cysteine-type endopeptidase activity
Source: RefSeq, a predicted model, not a curated record
GGGGCCGAGUCUGUUCUUGUUUCAGCUGCCGGUCGUGGCUGCUUUAGAGAGCAAGAGGCCGGUUGCGAGGAAAGACUUUCUGGCGGCGGGCAUGCAAAAUGAAGUUCCUUAAAAAUGUGGAUUUUGUGGCACAGACUAAUACUCCGCAAGAAACUCUGACUUUGUUAUCACUGCUGAAGGAAUACCUCAUAUGUGGGCCUAAAAAUGCAGACUGUCCGAAAGAAGCUUCCAUGCAAACAUCAGCAUGUGAUCGGAUCCUUCGGGCUUGCAUCUACAGGUUUGGAGAAGGCUUGGACUGCCCAGGUCAUUUAAAAAGCCUCCAGGCCCUAGCUGACAUGGCUUAUCAUGGCUAUGUAUCUGCAAGACGUCAAUAUGUUCCUCUCUAUUUGGAAAGGCUACUUUACCACUUGCUACGGGGAGCGGCUGCUAAUGGUCCAUCUGAUAUUUGCCUGAGGUUUGCUGACCUUCUCUAUGCUGAUCUGUUGAAACACCAGCCUCCCCAAGUGCCUGUUGAUGACUAUGCCUCUAUUGCCAAAAGUACAUUUAGUGUGCUGUGGAAGACCACAGACACUGUGGCCAAAAUGGAAAAAAUGCCUGUUGAAUUUAAGCUUGCACUCUCCACCCAGCUACAAGCAGUGCGGUUUUUAAUGCUCUUGGAGCAUAACUCCCCUACCGUUUUGCUCCAGGAACCUCCAUUCUUUACCUCCAUGGUGGCCCGGCAUGCUUCUGCUGCCGCUGUUUCUUUUGAGGCCUGGUGCAGCCCUCUGAAGAAGGAAGAAGCCUGUUUUCUCAAUGAGCAGCUUUUCCAUCACUUGGUGGCAGCCAUUUUGGAAAAGAAUGGUGUAAAUGAACCUUUGCCCUUCCAGGACUGCCUCUGUAUCUUUGAGCUUAUGGUGGUAAGAGUACGUUACCUCUGCAAAACUGGCUGUUUCAGACAGAGUAAAGAAGUUAUUCAGCAGUCUAAAGUCUUCUUGAGAAAAUCCAACGAGUCCCAUUGCUUAAGACUCACUUUAGACAUUCUCUUUGCUGGUGUUGAACUGAAUAAAGCACUGUUAGUUCCCGAAAGUCCUGUAGGUCCCUUUUUUAAGCAAGCCACAGAAGCUCUGAACUAUUCUGUGGGUGCUCAAGAACCUCUCCUUAAAGUGUUGGCUGAAAGUGGCCAGUUGCUUGUAACUCCUUUAUAUGAGCGUGCAAAAAAAGAUAAACAGGUGACUUUUGAGUUGGAUGAUAUCCUGAGGAUUUCUACAUUCAUGGAAAGUUAUUUCAGGCUGCUGUGCAAGCUGCUAGAUAUGGUUCCAAGAGAUAAUGUGAACCAGCAACAAGUUCUGGUGAAGCUAUUAUAUCAUUACUUCCAAUUAUACACAACUGUGGUGUAUGAUUCUUUUCAGACGCUUCCGGGAUUGGAUUUUUGUGGACUGCCACAGUUAUUAGCAUCUUUUCAAAAGAUUGUUACCCGAAUGCUAGAAAUGCUGGAAGGACUUCCUAAAACAGAACAGGACGAAUAUCUGGAUCUCUCAGCAUAUUGUGUAUCCCGACUGGCCUAUAGAUUCUAUUCUCAUAAGAUGUAUGCAGAAUCUAAGUCCACAAUGGGGCAAUUCUGCGGAUGGCUUGUCAAAAAGGCUAAAUGUACGGACUUGCCCACAGAAAAGCUAAACAACUGCUUUAAGCUGCAAGUAGAAAACUACAGGAAGCUGGGUCUGCUAGAAGAGGGUCUCCAAACUGUAGUCCUCUGGUUGGCUUCUCAUCACAGCCAGAUCACAGAACAGAUGGGGGAGCCUGUUUGCUCCUGGGUCAAAGUCAAGAUGGACGCCAAUAAAAAUGGAGCUGAUAAUUUGAGAUUGAAAACUCUGAAGGAAGGUCUUGAAGAGUAUCACUUAGAAGACGAGAUCCUUGUGAAAGUGCUGUUGGAGGAACUGAAGGCAUACAAAGCUGUGCGAGUUGACACUGGCCAAGAGCGCUUCAAUGUGAUCUGUGACCUCCUAGAUAUAUGUUCAGAAGGCAGCCGAUGGGUCCAUGAAAGAGCUUUUAUCCUGGUAGAAUUGGCACAGGUGCUGUGCUAUCAUGAUUAUAGUGAGCAGACAGAAUGUUCUGCUCUGGACUCUAUAAAUGAAGCCCUGAGGUUGUUAGAAUAUGUGCCAAAGACUCCACAGAAUGAUGAACAGCUUCAGGAUGAUAAGGCCCAGGCUUUACUUUGGCUUUAUAUCUGCACAGUUGAGGACAAAAUGCAUGAGAGUAUCAAGCAAGAGCAGAGAACCAGAAAUACUCAGGGACAAAAAGACGUGGAAGUUCUUCAGAACUUUGAAACCAAUGAUCUCACUUAUGAGGAUAAAUCCCACGAUGACAAGUUCCUGUAUCUUGGCAUUGCAUUUAAUCUAUCUGCAGAUUCUGUGCAAUCCAGAUGUUUGGACGAUGCCCUUGCCUUAUGGAAACAGCUCCUAUCAAAAGGCAGGAUCCCAGCUGUGCGGAGCAUUGAGCAGACAGCAGCAUCCCUGCAUAUCAUGGCAGCUUUAUACAGAAUGAUGGGAAAGCCGUUAGAGGCUAUAGAGAGCUUCUUCCUCAUAACAGCUCUUUCUGAUGCACUUAAAGAUUUUGUUGGGAAAACCAGUGCCUUGUGCCAAAUAGUUAAGCUCCUGCUCCAACUGGAGUGCCCCAGUUAUGCUGAGACACUCUUAAAGGAAGCUGAACUAUGCCUGAAAAACGUGGAUGGAAAUAAUAGCUCCUACUCGCUGAUGAAUCAAACACUGGCUGUGCUCCAUAGCAAGCUGCAUUUAGCAAACUGCAAGAUUGAAGAAGGCCUCAGUCUGUUGGUAGAAAUCCUUCAAAAUCCAGCUUUGCAAAGAUCUUCUAAGGUCUGGUAUCUGCUGCGAGCCAGUGCUCUCCAGCUAACUGCUGCUUAUCUUAUCCUACCUUCUUCCACUCUCCCACUGACACUCAGGCAGAAGCUCUCUGUUCAAGGAUGGAAGACGCCUGAAAUGGCUCUAAGUGAUGCACACAGGCUGUACCGUAGCAUCCUCUUGAACUUUUCGCUCAUUACCAGCGACGCAUCAACAAAAGAGUCUCUUGAGCAUCCAUUUAUAGACCAUGGUGAUAACCUGGUGCAGAAAUGGCAGGUGCUGGCAGAUAUGUUUGUUUGUUCAGAGCGUUUUGUGUCUCUCCUUAGCAAGAUUGAGACAGUAAGUGAAGCCAAAGCUUUUUGCCUGGAAACGCUCAAAAUUUCCAUGAAGGUGCAAUCCAUUCGAUGGUGUGCUCACUUUCUGGUUCUGAAGAGCAAGCUGGAACUUCAGCGCAACAAUCCGGAUCUGUGUGGCUCAGAUCUUGAGCAGGUCCUCUUUCUUCUUGAAUCGGGCACAGUGUUUGAAACCAAAGGAGAAAAGGGGGAGGUGCGAAUCAAGCCCAAGAAAGGAGGCCCUAAGGGCAAGAAGCCUGAAAGCCUACACUUGAAGUCUACUGAGGAAGACCAGUCUUUCCUGAAAGAAGCCUGCCUUGAAUUCAUUGAUACCGUCCCUGUGCAGAAGACUCUAACUACUUCACCCGUACUGAGGCCAAAGCUGAAGAAACAGCUCAGCUUCUUGAACCACCCGGAUAAGUGCUGCUGUUUGCUAUGUUCUGAUGUGAUCCUCUCCACCAUCUGUCUCCAUUGGCUGAUCAUCUCUGUGGAUGGAGAGCUGACAUUUGGGAACGGAGGGGAAGGAUUGCAUCUCCUUCAGGCCAUUCUGCAACGGUGCACCACUGUGGCUCAGCGCAUCGCCCAGGUGGUAGCAUUUGUAUGUCCGCAGGAAGGGAAGAAAGUUGUUGCUCCAUGUCAGUCCACCAUUGGGCUUCUUGAUGGCCUAAUGGCCCACAUCUAUGUCCUUUUGACAAAGCAAAGCAUGAACAGCAGUAGACCAGGAAAGAAAUUCUGGCAGUUUCUGGAGAAGGGUUUGACCUUCCUUUCCUCCAAGGGGCCUCAACUGCUUGAACUUGAAUACUGCAGGACCCAGCUCCUACUUGCCAGAGCUGUGGCUGCAAUUUCUGUUCUCAACUCCAGACAAGGCAGUUAUGCAGAAAAUAUACUGUCCAAUACUUGGUCCUGGAAGUCCCCAUUGCCUCUUACUGGAGACCAAGAAAUCAAGCUGGGAACAACAACAGAAGAGACUUUCAAUACAGUUUAUGCAACGUCUCUGAAAAGCAGAACAAAGAAGCAGCCAGUACCUGUCUCAAAAUCGAAGCCUAAAAGACUCCGAGGGGCCAAAACUCGGCCUGUGAUCAAGCUAAAUGACCCCUUUGCCCUGGCUGACUCUGAUUCAGACACUCCUUCCAUUGUUCUUAAGCCCCCUACCGAAUCCUUCGGUACCCCCGCCCAAAAAUCCCUUCCAGUCUCCAAGAAAAACCUGUCCUUAAGUGCCAGGUCCAUCAUUGCCCACAAGGCUCCAUUUGUGGUGUUUGAGGAAUCCUCUCCAAAACUGAAGGCUGAACUUCCAAAGGCUCCCAAAGUAACCAGGAGAAUGAAAUCCCGAAUUAAGAUUCUCUUCAGUGAUGACAGUGAUGCGGAAGGCCAUCCAGAAGUAGGACCAGAAUCCCAGCUCCAUGUUGAGACUGAACCAACUGCUGCUACUCGCAGGAUGGGACGGAGGGUAGCAUCGAACAGAAAACCAGCGAAGGCAAGCUUUGCUAAAACGGAGAGGUGCAGUGCUGGCUCUUCACAGGAACAUUCCAAAAUGGCAAACCCCCAGGUUGGGAGGCCGAGACGAGGCCCGAGACGAGGAAAGCAAGAAGACAUCCAGAAAGGUUCCAAGGAGAGAAUUCUUCAGGAAGAUCAAGGAGGAGAAGAAGAGAAAGACAUUCUAAAGGCAAACAAGGAGAGUUCAGAAGACAACAUUGAAGUCUUGCGAGGUUCUGAUGAGGAGAAAGCUAUUAAUGAAACUCGACAACAACCAAGCACAGAAGAUCAGGAGGUCCUCCGGAGAGAUUUUAGCACUAUCUUACAGGGAGGGUUUUCAGCCACAGAGAAGAAGGCUUUGGAAGAUCCCUUCAACUUGCAUGUACUUGCCUCCUCACUAGAUGCACCUGCAGACAUUUUGUCCAUGGACUCGGUCUAUGACUCCCUGCAAGCUGCUUUUCAGUCGAUUGCCCAUUAUCCACUGGGUGCCCUCUACAACCAGCUCUGUCAACUCAUGGCGCUGUGUAUUGGGAACCGGGACCCCAUUGCCACCGCCUAUCUGGUUUCUGAGUCAGUCUCUAUCACUCUUCGUCAUCAGAAGAUGACCAUGAUUCAUAAGAAAGUCAACAAAAUGAAAAAGACAUCAGUGGCCGGUGUUUCCAAGCAACUGGAGGCACUUACCCUGCAAGAAGGAAAAGCGGAUUCUCAGCUUCAGCAGCUCUUAGAACUUCAGAACGUCUUUGAGUUCAGCUGCCCCACGUCAACAGGGUUGGAAACUAAGAAAUUCAGGGAAAGCCUGCAGGAAAUACCCCCUGGAAUCACAGUAUGCAUAAUGACACUGGUGAGCACCCAAUCACAGACCACUGAGGACAUCCUCUUAUUGACAAGAUUAGAGAAGGAUGCUACCCCUGUGAACAUCCAGAUACAGACUCUGCAUGCCAAGGUCUCCUUAAGUGCAGCUCUAAGUGAAUUCGAAGCCAUCCUGCAGAAACAAAAAGAGAUCUCAAAUUUCACACUGAAAGAGGAUUGGUGGACUGGUCGGAUAGCAUUGGACAAAAGAAUGAUGGCGUUGAUGGAUUCUCUGGAGACACAUGUGCUAAGCUGCUGGAAGGUUGCACUACUACCAGCCUCUGAGAAUGACAGCUUGGUGGAAGAAGCCACCCAUCUCCUAACAAAUCUCAGAGAAUGUGGUUGUGAAAAGGUUGAUCUAGCUUUGCUUAAGGUCAUACUGGCUGGAUCCCAUCUGUUAACUCCACAACUUGUAGAGCACUUGGUACGGGGCCUUCACCCAGCUCAACCUGAGAGAGCCCUGAGGCUUCUACAGGAGACAGUGGACAAACUGAAAUCAUACACUGGCCAGGCACCAAGUGGCCACCUGGUGCUUGUGCUGGAUAAACAUCUCCAGAAGCUUCCUUGGGAAAACAUACCAUGCUUAAGAAGCCAGUCAAUAACCCGGUUACCAUCUCUACACUUUCUGCUUAGCUACUCACUUAUGAAAAAGGAAGAGACUAUCCUUCACCACGGAGUCAAUAGCAGCAGCACCUUCUAUGUUCUGAACCCACACAAAAAUCUUCCUGGCACAGAGAAGAUGUUCAAAGAAUGGUUUCAAGGUAAACCUGGAUGGACAGGAGUGGUGGGAGAAGUUCCCAGUACAGACCAAGUACCACAGGCCCUCGAAGAAUGUGACCUCUACAUCUAUGCUGGUCAUGGGGCAGGCACACGCUUUGUGGAUUCCAUCUUAAAGAUUGAUUGCAGAGCUGUGGCUUUUCUUUUUGGCUGCAGCAGUGCUGCUCUAGCUGUACAGGGCAACCUGGAGGGAACUGGUGCUAUCCUCAAGUUCAUCAUGGCAGGAUGUCCCCUGGUGCUGGGUAAUCUCUGGGAUGUAACAGAUCGAGAUAUUGACCGCUAUAUGCAGGCACUUCUGAACAACUGGCUCAAGGCAGGUUCUGGAACACCUUUGCUACAGUACAUCAUUGAAUCCCGCCAGGCUCCCAAGCUCAGAUACAUGAUUGGCGCUGCUCCAGUUGCAUAUGGCUUACCAGUGUUCCUGAAAUAGAAAACUCAACAAAACAUGAGAUCUAACUUAUGUUGGGGAGGGGGGGAGUGAAGGGGGUUGAAUGAAUUUAUUAUUACAUUUUGAACUGCCUUAAGUAUAAAUUGUGCUUAACUGUGUUUUAAGAGAAAAUAUAAACAUUUAACUUAUGCUAGUAUAUUUGGUCAAGUCUACCUUGCCUUUUUACUGUAGCAGGCUUGCAUAAGGUCUUAUAAGAAUCUAUGCAAUCUGCUACCUUUUGAAAUAUGCAUCACAUUUGUAAAGAGUAAAUGUUCAAAAAUUAUUGUAAGUUAUUCUUAAAUCUAUUUGUAUUUUAAUGUUUUAAAAUCUCAA